AUGGCCAAAGUCAAAGAAACGGCUCGGCCGAGUAAUCUGAGCGAAGAAAGAGUUCAGGACUCUAGCGACGAAGAACCGAGCUCGGUGACAAAGUCGACACCAAGACAAAAGCCACAAGCAAAAGUUUCUAAGAAGCCCAAACAGAAAUCACCAACUCCAGAGUCCGAAGAAGGAUCGACAGAUGCGUCUUCGGAUAGUGACACCUCCGAUGAGUCUGAAGAUGAGUCGGACUCGAGCCCAACAUCAAGCCAACAGAAGAGAACUGCACCAUCUAUCAUGGAGUCUCCUAAGAAGAAGCCUAAGACGGCACCGACAUCUGCUGCUGUGCAAAUUGCGCCCAAAGCCUUCAAACCACCGCAGGGGUACGAGCCAGUUGCUGUGUCCGCGUCUGAUUACGCCUCCGAAGUAGGCACUUUGUUCGACGACCUGUCUUCAAAGCAGAUUUGGCAUAUCUCCAUUCCUGACAGCGUGUCGAUUGAAUCGAUCAGGGAACUUGACAUCAAAGCUGCGACGGCAGGAGAACCAGUUCUUAGCAAGGACGGUGUCAACUAUAACCUGAAAUCUAUGGAGUCCAACGACGAAGUUGUUUUCCUGCCACAUGGGAAAACAAUGCGUUACCAACAAAACACAAAGAGGGUUGAGCAAAGCUUUGUCCUCCAGGAGAUGAGUGACGCUCCAAAGUCGAAGAAAGAUGCAUCAGUGAUCUUCACCGCGGCCGAUACAGGAAAGCCUAAACCAGUACGACAACAGCCCGGUGGCUUGAAGAUGCGCUACGUUCCGUAUGGUGCUCCUGCUCUUCCUGAAUCACCUGAAAUUGAAGAUGCGGAUAUCGAGAUGAAAGACACUCUCGACCUCCCAGCAGAACUGGAGCCGACGUCGUCCCAAUCAACGACUAAAAAAUCAAAGCACAGCUCACAAGAUGCUGUCAAUGGCAAGAUGCCGGAGAAGAAGAAAAAGAAGAAGGACGUUCAGGUUACGAAUGAACAAGCGUCGCCUGAAAAGAAGAAGAAAAAGAGACGGCAUCUGGUUGACGAGAAUGUCUUGUAG
Messenger RNA from Exophiala dermatitidis NIH/UT8656, 1047 nucleotides. RefSeq lists its product as uncharacterized. The record is from RefSeq and is a predicted model, not a curated record. Lineage: Eukaryota; Fungi; Ascomycota; Eurotiomycetes; Chaetothyriales; Herpotrichiellaceae. The transcript has a single exon. Gene Ontology annotation, biological process: transcription by RNA polymerase I. The coding region runs from base 1 to 1047 and encodes 348 amino acids.